GUGGAUUGUUUACAGUUCACAGUCUGCCAGCCUAACCCGGAAACAAAUACAAGCUGUGUGGACUUUGGCCAGGAACAGUGCUGACGUGUGUGCACAUGUACGCAUCAUGGCUUCUCCACAGUCAAGUCUGGGAGAACAAAUCAGGGAGGAACUGUCCUGUAGUAUCUGUCUGGAGCUGUUCACCAGGCCCAAAGUGCUGCCCUGUAUGCACACCUUCUGUCAGGACUGCCUGAGGGACCAUGCACGAGUUCGGCAGCCGUUUGAGUGCCCAAACUGCCGUCUACAGGGCACCCUCCCCACCCAGGGUGUCCCCGGGUUACCUGACAAUCAUCUAGUGGCAAACCUGUGUGAGAGGAUCAGUAAACAGGUAAAACUACCUGUGAACACACCUAAACAGACCCAGUCUGAGAAUAAAUGUAUCUUCCACCCCUGGGAGGAGCUAAAGCUGUACUGUGAGCAGUGUCAGCUGUCUGUGUGUACUGAGUGUAUGGGAGGCCUCCAUGCCGGCCAUCGUACAACAACACCUAAGAAGGCUUCACAAGAAAGGAGAGCAGCUGUCCAAGAACUAGUAUCAGAGGGAAGAAACCUUUUGGAAACCUAUUUCACCUUCUUAAGAAGCCUUAGAGACAAGGAGAAAGUUCUGAUCCAACACAGACAGCAGACGGACAAGAACAUUAACCACACCUUCAAUGAAAUGGUUCAGAGGUUAAUUAACAUGAAGGAGAGUCUGUUGUCUGAAGUGGACCAAACACACAGGCAGAACGUGACAGCUAUAGAGGGGCAGAGAGAAAUGGUGCUGACUCAAGUGUCAGAGCUGGCCGCUAUCUGUGACAGUGCUGAGGACAGGCUGAGACAGGGUGGUAUGGACCUACCAGGGCAGGAGAGAAGCCUCACACAGGUUAUCGGAAAAUACAGAACACAAGCACCUCUUAGCCUUGUCCACAUACAAACAAGGGCUGCUGUCUUUCACCCCUCAGACACUAGGAAGCUGGAACUUGGACAAGUCAGUCUCCAUUCUGUAAGGUCCCCCUCUAUAUCCACACCAACACAUCAUGCAACAGGACUGACGUAUGACUCAGAAUACCAUCUCCAAGGAGACCAAGAAAAGGGCCAUCACCAGUUAGAAAGGACAACCUUUGGUGGCAAAGGGUCUGAACAGGGAAAGUUUGACAGGCCUUUUGGGGUGACAGUGUCAGAGGAUGGAGAGAUCUUUGUCGCAGACCGGGGCAACCAGAGGAUUCAAAUCUUUACUCUACAAGGGACGUUUGUUUCUGAGUUUGAGACAGUUAUAUCCGGUGGACAGAACAUCUCUCCCCAGACUGUGGCAGUAGACACAGAAGGGAACCUGUGGGUGGUGGGGAACCAUGGGGUAGCUGACUUUGCUGUGCUGUACACCAGGGAAGGGAAGGUCCUGACAACAAUCGACCUACAACAGACCAGGUGGUCCCGGGGGGUUGCCAUAGACACCAGGAGGAACAACAUCAUUGUUACACAGACUAAGGGAGAGUGGGGGUUCUGCUGCGGAGAGGUGCAAGUCUUCAGGCCGGAUGGGAAACUUGUCAGAACUAUUGGAGAAGAGCAGGGGAUGAAGAACCCGGAGUACAUCACUGUGGACAGAAGUGGGAACAUCCUUGUGUCAGACUGUGAGAACAGUUCCGUCUAUGUGUAUGAUGAAGACACAAACUUCCUGUUCAGUUUUGGUGGUGAGGGAAGCAGAGAGGGUCAGCUGACCUAUCCCCGUGGUAUCUGUACAGACAGUUCAGGUAACAUUGUGGUGGCAGACUGGGGAAACAGCUGUGUCCAGUUGUUUGACAGGAGAGGCAGGUUCCUCAAACACAUCAACACGGACAUGAGGCAACCAUGGGCUGUUGCCAUGGCACCACACGGACAGCUGAUAGUGACUGACGAUGCCAACAACACAGUCACAAUUUUUCAGAGAUAUUAGACUUCAUGCAGUGCCCUAUCAGGAAACCAUUACCCCACUGCAAUAAUGACUGAUGCUAAAAAUAAUAUGGUUAUACUUUUUCAUACCUACUAGGGACUGUACAAUAUUUACUGGGGAAAGGCCAAGGAAUUUUUUUAGCUUGGGGGAAGGGCCAAUGAAACUUUUUUUGAGCUGUGGGGAAGGCAAUGGAAAAAAAAAUUUGACCUGGGAGAGGGGGAUGGAAAAAAAAAUUAACCUGACCGUCUGAUAACCAUCCCUCCCCUAGGUAAAUAUUGUACAGUCCCUGACCUACAUGCAGUGACUCUUGCCACAGUCAGUAACCAAAAUAUCUAAUUUCUAAUAUGGUAUAUUUUCUAAGUGACAUGAAACUUAUCAAAGUGUGACAUGAAAAAUUUUCCAUGAGAUUGUAAUUAUGACCAUUAUGUGUAUUUCCAAAAUGAGCCAUCUGAAUCAUCUAAAGUAGACUGUAUUCAUCAUGAUAAGUUCUGAAAAUAAAUGUAAUCUUCAGUAUAUCAAAAAUAAUCGAGGGGUUCAAGAGUUUGAAGUCUGAAAUAAUCUAUAGUAACAUGAUAUGAAUUAAUACAACAAGCCAUAAUAACCAAGCCUGUCCAAAAGCUCAGGGCUGGAAAUUUGACCGACUGGUACAUUUUUCUAUGUUUUCUAUGAAUUAAGAAGUACAUUAGUCCUAGUAUCUACAUCAAGUUAUUUGGAACAUUGACUGUACUAUUCAACUUCUACAUGAUUUUUCCAUAAAUACAAAUUGCCACUGAAGUUU
Branchiostoma belcheri (Belcher's lancelet) is the source of this 2720-nucleotide messenger RNA. RefSeq names its product tripartite motif-containing protein 3-like. Lineage: Eukaryota; Metazoa; Chordata; Leptocardii; Amphioxiformes; Branchiostomatidae. The transcript is spliced from 2 exons. Bases 107 to 1945 code for a protein of 612 amino acids. Gene Ontology annotation, molecular function: ubiquitin protein ligase activity; zinc ion binding; translation repressor activity. Gene Ontology annotation, biological process: proteasome-mediated ubiquitin-dependent protein catabolic process; negative regulation of translation; protein polyubiquitination. The record is from RefSeq and is a predicted model, not a curated record.